AUGGUCAGAGAGGCCCCUCCUCUGGACCGGCUUUGUGCAGUUUGCAAGAAGGAUGGGGUUUAUAAAUGCCAUAGCUGUUUCAACGAGCCCCUGUUUUGCACAGACUGCUGCAGAACCCAACAUCAAAGGCAUCCAUUCCAUCGUAUCAGUCAAUGGACCGGAUCAUUUUUUCAAGAAACUUCACUCAUUAAAGUCGGCCUGCACAUUCACCUUGCUCAUGAUGGCACUCCUUGUCCCAGCAGCACUGAAUACACAUCCGACCUCUUUGAUUGGUCCGAUACUGAUGAAAAUAUCAACUAUGAUGAUUAUCCGGAGGGAGCUUCCAUUCCACUUGUCACAGACUCAGAUCAUCCGGCUACAACCAUAGUAGACAAAUCCGGUGUUCACUCCCUAUCCAUAUGGUAUUGCCACUGCCCUGGUGCUCUCGACCGGGAUAUGCAGCUCUUUCAAGCAGGCUUGUUUCCGGCAUCCUUCACCAGACCAAAAACUGCAUUUACGUUCUCUGUCUUGGACGACUUUCUGCUAGACAACCUAGAAUGUGGUACAUCAGCCAUGAAUUACUACAGUAAGAUCCAGAGGCUAACCUCGAGCAUCUUUCCAUUGAUGGUUCCUGAUCGCUACAGAGAGCUCAUGAGAACUGCCAGACAGUGGCACCAAUGCAAGCUUUACAAGUGGCAUGGGUUUGCCCACGAAGAUGAUGAGCCAAAGGCUGGUGAUCUCGCCCUAUUUUGUCCUGCAUGUCCUCAACCGGGGAUAAAUUUGGACCUGUCAACUGAUACAGCCACUGACCCCGACAACACCCCCUCCUGGCUCUUCACCAGGACUUUCAUCAUGGAUGGUAAUUUUAAAGCUGAGCACCUCCAUCCGGUGAAUCCAUCCGAUGAAGUAUCAUUGAUGGAUGGUCUUGCAUUCAUGGUCGGAGAUGAAAGAUACAAGAAUCAUUUGUCUAUUGCCCAAGACCGCGUCCAAAAGUCAGAUUGCAACAAUCACCAUGCAGUCAAUCAAGCAAAUGCCUCCCGGCAAAAGCUGGAAGCCACCGGGAUAGGAGGAUGUGCAUGUGCACGCCAUGGAUGUUUUGUCCCACAUUCCAUGGUGGAUUUUCAGAAGGGUGAAAGGCAGAUGAACAUGGACUAUGCCUUGAGUCAAGUACUCAACUACAAUACCAAUGGAAUCUCGCAUGUGAUAACGUUCUAUGACAUAAAUUGUCAGUAUAAUAAGGGCAUGGGAACUCCGCAUCGCAAGGAGGUAUUAGAUUAUCAGAUGAAUGAUUCCAACUUCAUGAAAAUGAUUCGCAUAAGUGAGUUGGCAACCUCCGGAUGCACAAAUAUGGUCCGGUCUCAUCUAAUUCAUUCUCGGCUCACUUGCUCUGCAGCUAAGUUUCUGUGCAGAAAGUUCAAGGAGGCUGCCAGGGGUGCUGCAGAGAGCAAACUCUCACUCCAAAAUCUCAAUGAGACAGCUCACCCUGACACGGUCAUUCUUUGGGAAGCAGAGGAGGCACUUGCUCAGGCCAACCGACUGGAGGAUCCAACAGCCAUGGACAUUUAUGAGGUCUGGUUGGAAAAGGGCAAAAAGCAGCAGGAGUUGCGCCUGCUGGAGGCACAAAAUUGUCAUGAUAAUUUAGUCAACAAUUUCCUCACCACUUGGCUAGCAACCGGUCUCACCAUAGAAGAAUCCCAAAUCUCUCUCUCUAGAGAUGUGAAAAGGCUCAGAAGGCAUCCUACAGAUAUUCAAUUGCUGAGAGUGGCCCGACUCAGGGAUAAGCUACAAACUCGCAUUACAAGCUUUCUUGAGAUGGCACCAACUUAUCUUGGAUUUGGAGUUGAUGUUGAUGAUCUGGAUCCUCCGGUAGACCCCGUUCAUAAUUCGCUGGACGAUUAUUCCGAUCUUGAUGAUUGUGACCACCAUCCGGAUCAGGCACCACAUCAUACCUCCCUCUUUCAACCGGAACUCACUAUUAUACCUUUGCCUUCCAAUCUUGGAAUGGACAGAUGCAAUGCAUUGGAUCUCACCCAUCUCAUGACAGAAGAAGCCGCCCUCCAUGAAGGCCAGGCCAAUGACGCCCUCCAUGCAAUUAGAGUUCAUUUGGUAGAUAAAGCUGUCAUAUUCCGGAAUACUGUCCGGUUAGCUAUGUCACAAGCCUUCUCCACCAGGGCAUGGACUCAAGUUCGCUCGGUGGAGGCAGCAGUCAAUCUCAAUGCCAGGAUAUAUUCAAAAUGCCUGUUGCAGCUAGCUAAACUCCCUGAUCAUGACCUCCGGAAGAAAUAUCUUCCCCUACAGAAAGAACACCUUAAAGCAAGCACUGCAGUGGCAGAUCCAAAUGCAUGUGGUCAGAGGGACGCUACUCUCGCAUGGUUCUGGUCUAUUGACGUUCAGGGUGAUACAUCCGGAAAUGACUGGAUGACAGAAUUUUAUCGGGUAAAUUGGCUCCGGACAAAGGCACUGUGCGAUCGUUGGAAUGAAGAGGUUAUUCUUGUCAAACAAGAGAUGCAGUGGUCGGUCAAUUUCUUCAACCACAAGGCCAAGCAAUGGCAAGGUUGCAUGGACAAUGCCGCUUCCACCGGGCUGACCGGACAUGCAUGUCAUGCUGCCCAGCAAUGUCACAUAUAUCAAGAACUGUCUGCACAUGCAGCGGAUUCCUUUCGAAAAAUGAUAUCAGUCAUUGAGCCGGAUGUACCGGUUAUUGGUUAG
Suillus discolor is the source of this 2688-nucleotide messenger RNA. RefSeq lists its product as uncharacterized. The record is from RefSeq and is a predicted model, not a curated record. The transcript has 7 exons. NCBI's taxonomy places the organism in Eukaryota, Fungi, Basidiomycota, Agaricomycetes, Boletales, Suillaceae. The coding region runs from base 1 to 2688 and encodes 895 amino acids.